GAGGAGUCGCAUCAGUGAGCUGAUGUGGACUUCUUUCCUUCAGUCAGUGAGGAAGACAGUGCAGUUCAGCUACUGGACCUCAGGAGCAACACGAAACCUACCGGACAACCUCUCGGACUCCACGAUGACUCGUAUAGCCGCCUUCCUCGCUCUGCUCGUGGUCGCCUGCUCCGGAGAGACCUGCACAGACCCAGCGAUCACCCCGUCGGCCUACACCACCUCUGACGCCGUCAUCUCCUCUGAGUCGGUCUUCAUCGUGGAACUCAGCCUGGCCUGUGCCAACGGAGCACAGAGUGUGACUCUGUAUGCUGAUGUGAAUGGAAGACAGUUCCCUGUGACUAGAGGCCAGGAUGUUGGCAAGUACCAGGUGUCCUGGAGUCUUCCUCACAAACAGGCCAGGUCUGGAACAUAUCAGGUUAAAUUCUUUGAUGAGGAGUCCUACAGUGCCCUGCGCAAGGCCCAGAGAAACAACGAAGAUGUAAAUGCCAUUGAGCCUCUCUUCUCUGUCAACAUUGACCACAGGGGUGCGUGGAAUGGCCCGUGGGUGGCUACAGAGGUGGUGGCUGCCCUCAUGGGUAUCCUGGUCUACUACCUGGCCUUCACUGCUAAGAACACCAUCCAGGCAUAAAUGAUUCAUGAUCACUGGAUUGUUAAAGACUGAAUUCUGGUGGAUCUCGACCAACGAUCCGUCUUCCGUUGUUGUGGCGAGCCAAUAGGAUUUUGCCACUUGAUCUGCUUUGGGACAAGGAGCAAGAGCAGCAGUCUUUAUAUUUUUUUAAAUUCAGACUGUCUGAAUGCCAUCAGUCUUAUCAAUUUUUCAUAUGAAUUUCGGCACAAGUUUGUCCUGUCAACAAGGGAUGGAGUUUUGUAACUUUUUUUUUUUUUUUUUUUUUUUUAUAAAACCAAACUAUAAAUCUGGACCACAGAAAUAAACAAAACAGAUAAUGUGCUGUAUUGAGUUCUGCUUAAAACCUCUUGCUACGUUUUGAUCAGAUUAUCUUUUGUCCUUCUGUGUUGAUGCACUGGCAGGAGUGGGACUUGUAUAGACGUGCUGAACACCAACGAAGAGCUGUCAAGACCUCAAAGCAUAUGAAAUGUCAAUAAUGUGACUGCACUGGCUGGCCUGAACAGGUCUAGUGUAUAUGUCUCUUCAAGUUAAUUCAAUAAAUGGCUUGCUUUUUUUUUUUUA
This is a messenger RNA of Anarrhichthys ocellatus (wolf-eel), 1189 nucleotides long. It is a transcript of the gene ssr4, whose product is annotated as signal sequence receptor, delta. NCBI's taxonomy places the organism in Eukaryota, Metazoa, Chordata, Actinopteri, Perciformes, Anarhichadidae. Gene Ontology annotation, cellular component: endomembrane system; endoplasmic reticulum; membrane. The transcript is spliced from 6 exons. Bases 23 to 628 code for a protein of 201 amino acids. The record is from RefSeq and is a predicted model, not a curated record.